UUUUUUUUUUUUUUUUUUUUUGCUAUGUAUGUGUACGCAUGCAUAUACGCGCAUGAUAGCACCACCCGCCUCAGACAGGCGGUCACGUGCCACACACCCUGACCACAGGAUCCGUGAAGGAUUUACGUGACUUUUUUUUUUUUUUUUUUCUGGAUUCAUUGUGAUUUGUGUACGGAGUACUGUCUCUGACCCUCCCUCUCUGGUUAAAAAAACAAAACAAAACAAAAAAGACAAACAGAAAAAAAACCCCGGCCUUUAUUUUGACACCUUUUUGCUUUGCAUGGCCGGUGAGUAACCGUGGAGAGGCCAGGGUACCACAAGCUUAUGGAUUUUGAUAAGAGAGGUGGGAGGGCAGACGCCGACGAGGGCAGGAGGAUGUCCAAACCGGGCGGAGGACGGCCCGGGCACGGUAGCCGCGGCACGGGUGGAAAUUCCGGUGUCCUCAUGGUCGGACCCAACUUCCGCGUGGGAAAGAAGAUCGGAUGCGGGAACUUCGGAGAGCUGAGGCUCGGCAAGAACCUCUACACCAACGAAUACGUGGCAAUUAAACUGGAACCGAUAAAGUCCAGGGCACCGCAGCUUCACUUGGAGUACAGAUUCUAUAAACAGUUGGGAAGCUCAGAAGGGAUCCCUCAGGUAUUUUACUUCGGGCCAUGCGGGAAGUACAACGCAAUGGUUCUGGAGCUCCUCGGCCCCAGCCUGGAGGAUCUGUUCGACCUCUGCGACCGCACUUUCUCCCUGAAGACCGUCCUCAUGAUGGCCAUACAGCUGAUCACACGCAUGGAAUACGUCCACACCCGGAGCUUGAUAUAUCGAGACGUGAAGCCGGAGAACUUCCUGGUCGGGCGGCCGGGCAGUAAGAGGCAGCACACCAUCCACAUCAUCGACUUUGGGCUCGCCAAAGAGUACAUCGACCCAGAGACCAAAAAACACAUCCCGUACCGGGAACACAAGAGCCUCACAGGGACGGCCCGCUACAUGAGCAUCAACACACACCUGGGCAAAGAGCAAAGCAGACGAGACGACCUGGAAGCGCUGGGACACAUGUUCAUGUACUUCUUGAGAGGCAGCCUGCCCUGGCAGGGGUUAAAGGCCGACACGCUGAAGGAGCGCUAUCAGAAAAUUGGAGACACCAAGCGAACCACACCGAUCGAGGUCCUCUGUGAGAGUUUCCCAGAAGAGUUAGCAACGUACCUGCGCUACGUCCGGAGGCUUGACUUUUUCGAGAAGCCCGACUACGACUACCUGAGGAAGCUCUUCACCGACCUCUUCGACCGGAACGGCUAUGUCUUUGAUUACGAAUACGACUGGGUCGGGAAGCCUUUGCCCACACCCAUCGGCCCUAUUCCCAACGAUACGCCGCAGCCGAGCCGGGACAAAGCACAGCAGCAGACCAAAGCCCAGUUGCCUGAGCCGAAACGGAGCGAGUCCCAGCCCACUCCCGUCACUAAGGAGACGCUGGGGUCGCAUCUCACAGCUGAGGGGCUGGGGGGCUCAGUCCAGAUAAUGAGCUCGACCAACGGAGAGCUGAACACGGACGACCCGACCGCAGGACACUCCAACGCUCCGAUCACAGCCGCCACCGAGGUGGAGGUCGCAGAUGACACAAAGUGCUGCUGUUUCUUCAAACGACGAAAGCGGAAAACCCUCCAGAGACACAAGUGAACAGCGCUCACAGGAAGAGAACUUGAACCGCUUGGAUUACUGUCGAGUUUUAAACGGAAGCGAACACGCUGCUCAGUCCCUUCUUCUCUCUGUCGGUCUUUUUAUCUUCUCUCCUCUCUCUCUUCUCUGCUUACUUUUUCUCUUUCUCCUUCUCUACCCCGUGUUUAUCACUCGAAACCCUGCACCGGCCGAUGCAGAACUUCUGUGGGAAACAUUGCUGACUUCAAGACAUACUAUUUUUUUUCUCCUUUCUUCUUUGAAAUAACAAAAACAGAACAUGUAAAGGAAAAAAAAGUACUCCCACUUAAGUGGUGGUGGCAAACUGUAUAAAAAAAAAAAAACAACUAAUGCAGAUAAAUGAGCACCGUGAUGUGAAAUUACAAAACAUGAUGCUGUCGUCGUGAUUUAGAUUCCAUGCAGAACAUUUUGUCAUUCAGUUCAUCUGAGGAAUUGACUCGACUUCGAUGGAUGGAUCGGAUUCUUUGAGAGUUUUUUUUUUUUGUUGUUUUCUUAGCUGUAGAUCGAUCUUUGUUUCAAAUCGGAGGAAAAAAAGAUUUGUUUCAUCUCAAGCAUACAGAAUUUUCUGUCGUUCAUUUGUUAUCGUUUUUGUUUUGUUUUCUUUUUUUUCUUUUUUGGGGUCGCAUUUGGAGAUGAAUUACUGGGUUGAAAGGAAACCUUCACUUUUUAUGUUGUAAUGACCUGGGAAUUUUUUUAUGGCUUUAUUUUUGUGCGUGUGUGAUAUGUGAGUAUGUGUGUUUUUUUUCUUUUUCCUCUUGUUAACUUGGACUGUGUAGCACAGUGACUGGUCUCAGGUACUGUGGAUCAUGGGGAGAUAAAUCAGUUGUAAGCUCUCUGCUUAUUGUUGCACUUUUGAGAGGCAAAAAAAAGAGAGAGAAGACGGAAAAGACAAACAAGAAGAGACUGCCCUAGGAUGAAUCCCGCCCGGCGAGGGCCGAAAUUCACGGGCGAGAUGAAACGCCCUCCUCUUUUAUGUUUCACGUUUAGAUUUAUUUACCAGGAAAUCAUAGUUUGUGCCUUUCCAAGUAAAAUGGUUAAAAGUUAACACAAA
Messenger RNA from Clarias gariepinus (North African catfish), 2734 nucleotides. It is a transcript of the gene csnk1g2b, whose product is annotated as casein kinase 1, gamma 2b. Gene Ontology annotation, cellular component: plasma membrane; nucleus; cytoplasm. Lineage: Eukaryota; Metazoa; Chordata; Actinopteri; Siluriformes; Clariidae. Gene Ontology annotation, molecular function: protein serine/threonine kinase activity; ATP binding. The transcript has 11 exons. The record is from RefSeq and is a predicted model, not a curated record. Gene Ontology annotation, biological process: signal transduction; positive regulation of canonical Wnt signaling pathway; peptidyl-serine phosphorylation. The coding region runs from base 325 to 1665 and encodes 446 amino acids.